Messenger RNA from Drosophila ficusphila, 1552 nucleotides. RefSeq lists its product as uncharacterized. The transcript is spliced from 3 exons. Lineage: Eukaryota; Metazoa; Arthropoda; Insecta; Diptera; Drosophilidae. Bases 162 to 1415 code for a protein of 417 amino acids. The record is from RefSeq and is a predicted model, not a curated record.
AAACAGAGAGAGCUUUCCGUAAGCUCUAUCUUUCUCCCACCCGUCACAUGUUUUGUCCCACAUUUCGGAGUCGAUAGCCCUCGCCGCAAGUUGCUGCCCAACUGCUCCGGUUUUCUCACUCCACUCGGUCAGGUGACUUGAAAAAAUAAAAAUAAAGUACAAUGGGAACCGGCAGCAAGAACUACCAGGCUCCUGAAUGGCUCACCGCCGACUUCCUGCAGGAUGUGUUGAAGGAGCACUUCAAGGAGGAGCAGCUGGUGGUCAGCGAGCUGAUUGUGAAGAGUGCCCAAGUGGGUGACCAGGCGGCGGGAUUCGCCAGCGAAAUGCACCGGGCCAGCUGCAAUCUCCAAAGAGGCUCUGCUCCGAAAAGCAAGUUCUCGGUUAUUGUAAAGGACCAUCCCAAAGGACAGACGGGUGCAGUCGCCCAGAGGAGCAAGCUCUUCAAACGCGAGAUCCUGGCCUACAAGGAGGUGCUUCCACGUAUCCAGUCUCUGCUCCAAUCCAUCGGAGAUCAGACAAAAAUCGCCCCCGCUUGCUACUACACCACGGAAUCGCCGGAACCUUUCCUGAUCCUCGAGGACAUGCAGCAGUCCGGCUUCGAGAACUUCGAACGGGGUCGCCUGCUAAAUCUGGACUACGUACUGCCCACCAUCGAAAAGAUAGCCAAACUGCACGCCUGCAGUGCCAUCAUCGCCCAGGAUAGUCCUGAAGUUUUGGAAUUCUUCAACGAGGCUCCUAUUUCCCGGAACCCGGAUCGUCGCGAUUUCCUCACCUUUUUCCCGGUAAACAUCCGCUGCGUGGCCGAGGAGGUGGCCCACUGGAAGGGCUACGAGGAGAUCACCGAGAAGAUGUUCAAGCUGGCCGAGAAUGUGUUGCAGAGAGCACUCACCAUGUUCGAGAAUACUGGCAAGGAGUUCCGCGUCUUCAACCUCACCGAUCUGUGGAUCAACAAUCUGCUGUUUCAUAUCAACAACGAGACAAAGGAGCCGGACGAUGUGGUCACGUUAGACUACCAGUUGGCCUAUGUGGGAUCCCCGACCAUUGAUCUCAACUACUUCCUGUACGGCUCCUUGAAUGAGAAUGUGCGAAAGGUUCACUUUAAGUAUAUUGUUAGGGAAUACCAGAGGGUGCUUCAGCAGACCCUGGAAAAACUAAACUUCCAAGGACACAUUCCCUCCCUCAAGGAGAUCCACAUCGAGUUGAUCAACACCAGUCUAAUGGGAGUCAUUGGCGCUACUUGCUUAACUCCCCUGAUUUUCCGCGAGGGAGCAGGCUUCGAAAAUCUCGAGGAUCUUAACUCGCGAACGGAAAGCGGCGAUCGAUUCCGCCGGGAGAAUGUAGAAAACCCCAAGUACCUAGCUUUUCUACAGCGAACCAUCAAAGAGUUUGAGCUCUCCGGAUUCUUGGAUAUUUAGAAAAGACAGAGUGCAAAUUGAUCAAAAGUAUUCGGGCUUCCAUAUAGUGUAAGCAUUGUUAGUUUCAGACACAAUAUUCCAUGAGUAUUUUUUACACCCAAAUAAAGUAGCAAACGUUGUUAUAUAUUUUCCGAAAA